AUGGCAUCAUCUCCAAAUCCUACUGAUCAGAACUUCAUUGUAGUGGAUUUCCACUACAAUGGUCAGUUUGCACCCAAUCCCUUAGUUUACUUUUAUCCCGACAGAGCAUCAGUGCGAGAUGUUGACUUCAGUGCGUUUGGGUAUGAGCAAUUCAUGGAAUUCCUUCACAAGCUCACCAAAUCGAGAAGCAAAGACAUCUAUUUCUGCCUUCCACAAGAGUCUUUAGGUCUUGGAAUUUAUACACUGGUGAACGAGGGUGAUUACAAGGAAUUUUUGGAUUUGGCGUAUGCUAAUGACAAGAGAAUGAAUGUAUAUGUGGAUCACCAUAAUGAACCUAUCUUCGACUGGAUUGAGGCUGAGGAAAGUGAAAGUGAAAAUGAAGACUUAGAUGAAGAUGAGGAUUCAGUUAUUCAAGAUUCAUAUUCUGUUGAUCAUGAAGAAGAUGAUGCUACCUAUCCAUUUCCAGCAAACAAAACUGCACAUGAUAGAUUUUUAAACAUCGUUUGUGAACCUACAGAGAGUGAAGAUCAAGAUGAUGAAUACGAGCCACCCCAGUACCCUGUGUAUGAUGAGAGACAGCCAUGGGAUCAGAUGAAACCAAUGAUAGUACCAAGUUCAUCCAGGGGAAGUGGAGCAGACCCAAGUUUAUCCAGGGGCAAUGAAGGACCACCACCUAUAGCCCAACCACCUCCUCCACUACCACCUGCAGCCCAACCACCUCCACCACCACCACCUGCAGCCCAACAACCUCCUCCACCACCACCUGUAGUCCAACCACCUCCACCACCACCACCUGCAGCCCAACCACCUCCACCACCACCACCUGCAGCCCAACAACCUCCUCCACCACCUCCUGUAGUCCAACCACCUCCACCACCACCACCUGCAGCCCAACCACCUCCUCCACCACCACCUGCAGUCCCCAUGCCAAGAAGAAGGGUCCCAGUUAGUAGAAGUGGAAGGAGGCAAUAUUCUGAACGGAUCAUCAAACAAGAAUUAAGGAGGCAGAUACCUGGGGUUGGGAGCAAUGCAGAUAACCCUUCAGUUAUUGAUUAA
Molecule: messenger RNA, 1056 nt
Organism: Lactuca virosa
Lineage: Eukaryota; Viridiplantae; Streptophyta; Magnoliopsida; Asterales; Asteraceae
Source: the annotation of a GenBank genome assembly